Molecule: messenger RNA, 1356 nt
Organism: Mustela erminea (ermine)
Lineage: Eukaryota; Metazoa; Chordata; Mammalia; Carnivora; Mustelidae
Gene: CD37
Product: CD37 molecule
Exons: 9
Coding region: 203-1342 (379 amino acids)
Cellular component (GO): membrane
Source: RefSeq, a predicted model, not a curated record
UGCAGCACUUUCACUUCCCCCAGGUGCCCAAGCCCUGCCCUAGCAUGCGGGAGCACCGCGCUCUACACUUGUUGCCAAGAACAGGAUGCAGACUCUGAGAGGGGGCCCAUGACAAGCUUCUGUCUUUCUGCUCGUCUCCUCCGGGCCCAACACCUCUUCUCUUCUGUCCCUCCCACGGGCUGCUGACCCCUCUUAGGUGAAGAUGUCGGCCCAGGACAGCUGCCUCAGCCUCAUCAAAUACCUCCUCUUCGUUUUCAACCUCUUCUUCUUCGUCCUAGGCAGCCUUAUUUUCUGCUUUGGCAUCUGGAUACUCAUUGACAAGACCAGCUUCGUGUCCUUUGUAGGCUUGUCCUUCGUGCCCCUGCAGAUCUGGUCCAAGGCCCUGGCCAUCUCAGGAAUUCUCACCAUGGGCCUUGCUCUCCUGGGCUGUGUGGGGUCCCUGAAGGAGCUCCGCUGCCUCCUGGGCCUGUAUUUUGGGAUACUUCUGCUCCUGUUUGCCACGCAGAUCACCCUGGGAAUCCUCAUCUCCACUCAGCGGAUGCGGCUGGAGCGGAGGGUGAAGGAAAUCGUGCUGGAGACCAUCCAGAACUACCGCUCGCGUCCGGAGGAGUCGGCGGCGGAGGAGAGUUGGGACUACGUGCAGUUCCAGCUGCGCUGCUGCGGCUGGAACUCUCCUCGGGACUGGUUCAGUAUCCCCAGCCUAAUCAGCAACGAGUCGGAGGUGCAUCGCGUGCCCUGCUCCUGCUAUAAUUCAUCGGCGACCAAUGACUCCGCAGUCUUCGAUAAGCUCUCCUUCCCCCAGUUCAGCCGGCCCGGACCCCUGGCGCGGCCCCGGCACAGUACUGACCUUUGCGUGGUUCCUGCAAACAGCAAUAUCUACAGCGAGGGCUGCGCGCGGAGCCUCCAAAAAUGGUUGCACAACAACCUCAUCUCCAUAGUGGGCAUUUGUCUAGGAGUCGGUCUGCUUGAGGUGAGUGUGGCGGGGCUGAGCCUGCUACUCUUGCGCAGGGCGCUCCGCCGGGAACGCCAGCGGCAGGUGCUGGGCGCCUGUGGUUCGAGCCCCGGGCCUGGACCUAGUACUGAUGGCGGCGGCGGGCGCUGUGGUGUACUGAGCAGCAGCGGGCGUAGCGGCGGUCUGUGGGGUGGCUGGGGCAUGGCGGAUGCCUGUCCCAACUGGGGGGACAAGUCCCCACAGGGCAAGCUGCCCGUGGCCCUGGGGCCCUGGCCGCUUUGGGAUCAAGACGAGGAACAACCUGAGACCGGGAGCGCGGGCGAGGAGGUGGAGGUCGAGGUGGAAUUAGCAGCCGAGGCAGUGAGAAAGACAGAUGAGCCUCCAGAAUAAAGUACCCUGGGCUA